This is a messenger RNA of Lepisosteus oculatus (spotted gar), 571 nucleotides long. The record is from RefSeq and is a predicted model, not a curated record. Lineage: Eukaryota; Metazoa; Chordata; Actinopteri; Semionotiformes; Lepisosteidae.
AUGGAGGCGAAGGGCAGCCAGACAGUGGCUCUGUUGGGUCUGUGCUGGAUCAGUGUGGCUCUGCGUGGUGUGGCCCCCUCUGCCAGCGGGGAGUGCUACUUCAACGCCAAAGGCGGGCAGGCGCCCAGCACAGCAGGAAUCCUGAUCCGGGACGGGCAGCAGGGUGCAGCCCAGUGUCUCAGUGUCUCAGGGUGCAGCUCAGUGUCCCAGUGUCUCAGGGUGUGUCCCAGUGUGUCGGUGUGUGAGCAGGAGAAUCGGCCUGACCGCUCGCUCAGAUGUCUGUCUGACCUGCAGAUCGUGAGCGACACCCGGCGCCGGUCGGACCUGCAGUGGUUCUGGAGCCGCUAUCCUGAUCGGUGCCGGACGGUGCGCGUGGAGGCGGCAGAACAGACCCGGAGAGAGAGGGGCUGGCAGUUCACCGCAGGCGUCGACGACGCGGAGUCGGAGUGUGGGCUGGACGGGGGCGUGGCUUUCGACUGGACGAUCCACAACGACAGCGGCGCGCAGCGAUUGGAGGAGCAGCUGGGGGGGCUGCUCUCAUUGGCCCGUGAACGAGCGGGGGUGUGACGAC